AUGGCGGUUCGCUCCUUUGGUACAGAAGAUAGACCAACUGAUAGACCUAUACCGCCUCGUGAUGAAGUCUUUGAGUAUAUUAUAUUCCGUGGCAGUGACAUUAAAGACCUAACUGUCUGUGAGCCACCAAAGCCUCAGUGUUCUUUGCCACAGGACCCUGCUAUUGUUCAGUCUUCACUAGGAUCUUCGACUACAUCUUCAUUCCAAUCUGUGGGGUCCUAUGGUCCUUUUGGCAGAAUGCCUGCAUACAGCCAGUUUAGUCCGAGCCCGCUGGUGGGGCAGCAGUUUGGCGCUGUAGGAGUUGCAGGAGGUUCUCUAACAUCUUUUGGAACAGACUCUUCAGGCAGUGCUAGCAUGUCCCAAAGCACUGCAGUUGGUUCUGCCUUUACGACAGAUGCAAGAUCACUAAAAACACAGAUGUCUCAAGGUCGUUCAAGCCCUCAGAUGGAUCAUUUGAGAAGAAGCCCCACCAUGGAACAAGCAGUUCAAACAGCUUCAGCUCACCUGCCUGCUCCAGCACCAGUUGGGAGGAGGAGUCCUGUACCAGCCAGACCCUUGGUGUCUGCUAGCCAAAAAUCGUUGGAGAAUCAAGAGCACAGACGAGCUGAAGCACACAAGGUUUCAAGAUCAGAAAAUGAACUCAGAAAUGAAAACAAACGACAAAUUGUUCCAGGUGGACCAUCAGCACGGAGAGGCCGUGGAGGUCACAGAGGAGGCCGAGGAAGAUUUGGUAUUAGAAGAGAUGGUCCAAUGAAGUUUGAGAAGGACUUUGACUUUGAAAGCGCAAAUGCACAAUUCAACAAGGAAGAAAUUGAUAGAGAAUUUCAUAAUAAACUUAAACUAAAAGAAGAUAAACUCGAGAAACCAGAGAAGCCUGUAAAUGGAGAAGACAAAGGUGACUCAGGUGUUGAUACCCAAAACAGCGAAGGGAAUGCAGAUGAGGAAGAUCCACUUGGACCCAACUGUUACUAUGACAAAACCAAAUCCUUCUUUGAUAACAUCUCCUGUGAUGACAAUAGAGAACGGCGACCCACCUGGGCUGAGGAAAGGAGAUUAAAUGCCGAGACUUUCGGAAUACCGCUGCGUCCCAAUCGUGGCCGCGGGGGCUUCAGAGGCAGAGGAGCAAUUGGCUUCCGAGGUGGAAGAGGACGAGGAGGUGGAAGAGGAGGUGGCUUCACUGCACCCCGAGGAUUUCGUGGUGGAUUCAGAGGAGGUCGUGGAGGCAGAGAGUUUGCUGACUUUGAAUAUAGGAAAGACAACAAAGUUGCUGCAUAGUCUAGAAGAAUGCUGAAGCCAGGUGAACGUCUAGAUCUUCUUGAUCCAGAGAAUUACUUUCAGUCUCUGCAAAGAAUGAAGUUAAUUUGCUGUAUACUUGUCACCAGCACUGGGAUUUAACUAUUUAAUUUCAAAGGGGUGUAAUGCAGUUACUUUUGAAAAAUGGCCAUCUUUGAAAACAGUGAGCAUUAAAUAUAUUUGAGACAGAAGGUUAAGUAAUUUCUUAUAUAUAGUUAAUUAUAAAGCAGUACUUCGAUGGAGUUUAAGUAUUUUUUGAUCACUGAAAGGAUUUUUCUUAUUACUAAACUGUAUUUGAUAAUUGCUUCGAGUUGUAAGGACAAUUGUAUGCAGAAGGCCGUCGAUACUGUGAGUGUUUUGAUCCACUGAAGGUUGUUUUUUGGAAAUCCUGUAAUAUCCCUUUUGAGAUAGUUGUACUUUUAUCAACUAGGGUGCUGGACAGUAGAAACCUUGCUUUGUCAGUCAAUAUGUACACACAGUAAAUACUGUUUCUUAGGCAAAGGAACUUUUUAUAUAGUUGUAAAAUUCCAUUAUAUCCCAUUGCCAAAGAAACAUUACGAACUUUGUAUAGCUGUAUAAAAAGCAACUAAUUUUUUAAAGAAUAAACAUUUUUAAGUCGGC
Molecule: messenger RNA, 1914 nt
Organism: Apaloderma vittatum (bar-tailed trogon)
Lineage: Eukaryota; Metazoa; Chordata; Aves; Trogoniformes; Trogonidae
Gene: LSM14A
Product: LSM14A, SCD6 homolog A (S. cerevisiae)
Exons: 10
Coding region: 1-1275 (424 amino acids)
Biological process (GO): P-body assembly; cytoplasmic stress granule assembly
Cellular component (GO): P-body
Molecular function (GO): mRNA binding
Source: RefSeq, a predicted model, not a curated record